Messenger RNA from Mollisia scopiformis, 846 nucleotides. RefSeq lists its product as uncharacterized. The record is from RefSeq and is a predicted model, not a curated record. The transcript has 3 exons. Lineage: Eukaryota; Fungi; Ascomycota; Leotiomycetes; Helotiales; Mollisiaceae. Bases 84 to 761 code for a protein of 225 amino acids.
GUUCUUUCUCAUCUCAGCAUUUUUACAUACAUCAACCAAGCAAGGUCUUCUCAACAUCACCAGAUUCUUGUUCUAUAUCCAAUAUGCCCACGUCUCAGAAGGAGUCGAAAUCAAGCCUCAACAGGGGUUCAGUCAAAUCGGCUGUCGACGCUCCUUCAGGUACCCAACGCAUAACUUCAUCUGCAUAUAGUCAAUCCGGUGGCAUGAAAACCCAUACCCAUCUCCACGCAGUGUCUAUCAAGGUGCAGAAAGCUGGAACUACUACGCCGUCGUCUAUGAGUCACUCUCAGAACUCAGCCAGGCUCACAAAAGCAGCGAGUAGCUCAAGGAUCCCAGUCUCAGAGACCAUAAAUGUUGUUGCCUCCGAGCCCCCUGUUCGCUCAAUAUCCUUCAGACCAGCAGAGACUUCCAUCAGUGGUAGGGAGAUAAGUGACAAGCAGGCAGAUGAGAUGUGCAGGGAACUUUGUCUUAGAGUGUGGAAGACGGAUUUAGGGAAGAUGUGGGAUAGUGCUCGUGCUGCUGAUAAGAAGGGUAAUGUGGAUGACCAGCUAUACGGACAAUCGUUGGACUUCUUCUACUGUUUCUUACCUAUGGUCAUCAAAGCGCCUGCCACUGAUCCAGUCACCGUAAGUAAACAAGGACUGGAGAACUACAACGUCUUGUUCAAUAGAUUUGGGGAUGGGGGGACCUGGGGCCAAGGACAAUCUGGAAAGAAUUUUCCUCAUAUGUGGUUUUCGGGACCAGGCAGUGAGGGUUUCUAGAGAAAUUGGCAAUGCACUGGAAGAGGGGAAAGCCUAAGAAUAUGUUUGAGAAGUCUGAGAGAUAGGGUAGGCUAGCGGCGUUUGA